Messenger RNA from Exophiala bonariae, 462 nucleotides. RefSeq lists its product as uncharacterized. Bases 1 to 462 code for a protein of 153 amino acids. The record is from RefSeq and is a predicted model, not a curated record. The transcript has 2 exons. Lineage: Eukaryota; Fungi; Ascomycota; Eurotiomycetes; Chaetothyriales; Herpotrichiellaceae.
AUGGAGUCAUUGCAGCAGCAGUAUUGGGCUCAGUACGAAGAAGCUGGUGAGCUUUUCAUGCAUGGUUCAAUUGAAGAUGGGCUGACGCUGUGUCUGGAUCUUCGACGCCAAGUCAAAAUGGGACUUUACCUCCGAGCCAUGGUCAACGCCGCUCUAGCAAUAUUCUCAGAGAAUGCCGUUGACAAAUCUGAGUAUGCAACUGAGUGUCUUGACCUUUCCAACAUGCUCCACAAACAAGCACCAGACGAUGAGACAGCAUGGCUCGUUAAGCACGCGGAGAACCUCAUGAGCAAGACUAGUAGUUCUCAUAUCGAGAUAGAGGAGGACCAAGACUUAAAAGAUGACCCGGGAAUCGUGACAGAGUGCUUCGGAUCACCAACAGAGGUUGACAAGCCAAGUAUCUCCUGGGAGGGCAUGUUCACCAACCACUGGAAGGCGGCUAAGCGAAGUCAGCAAGAUUAA